Messenger RNA from Dermatophagoides pteronyssinus (European house dust mite), 1489 nucleotides. Its product is annotated as popeye domain-containing protein 3-like. Gene Ontology annotation, cellular component: sarcolemma. Gene Ontology annotation, molecular function: cAMP binding. The record is from RefSeq and is a predicted model, not a curated record. Gene Ontology annotation, biological process: skeletal muscle tissue development; heart development; regulation of membrane potential. NCBI's taxonomy places the organism in Eukaryota, Metazoa, Arthropoda, Arachnida, Sarcoptiformes, Pyroglyphidae.
ACAAAUAAUCCUUGACAUGUCAAUCAACAUGGUGUGAAAAAACAAAUUUGUUAAAAUAAAAUUAAUGAUAAAAAAAUGUUGUUACCAGAAUCAUCGUCGGAUAUUGCUAAAAGAAGAUUAUCAUCAUUAUUAUUGAAUAAAAACAGCACAAUAUUUGUUGAUGAACCAUUAUCAUCAAUGCCAAUGGUGAAUAUAACGAAUAACAAUCAUACAGUGACCAAUAAUACAGUGAAUGUGAAUUGUUGGUCAGAUGAUGCAACAUCGAUUCUAUAUCAAUUGGCAUAUAUUAGUUUAUUGAUUGUAUAUCUAGUGCCCAAUGGAAAAUAUUGUCUACUGUUUAUUCAUUUUAUUUUGGCCAUAUCUAAUUUAUUGUUAAUCAUAUGGAUUUCCAAAAUAUGUUUCAUCACCGUUCCUAGCCUAUUAGGAUGGUCGAUAACAUUUUUGUGUGUGAAUAUUUUGCGAAUUGCCAAUGAAUUAUAUCAAACAAGAUAUAUUAAAUUCAAUAAAGAAUUGGAAGAAACAUAUAAUGAACUGUUUGCCAUUGUUGGCAUUAGUCGUGAAUCAUUUAAAAGAUUAAUUCAUCAAGGUAAAUUAAUUACAUUACAUUCCGGUGAAUCAUAUGCAACCGAAAAAAUAACGGCCAAUAAUCGUUUAUCAUUACUUAUAUCCGGAAAGAUCAAUGUAUUAUCGAAAAAUCAUUUUCUUCAUUCAAUAAAACCGGGUGAAUUUUUGGAUUCACCCGAAUGGGAAAGCUGUUGUUGUCAUUCGAAUACAAUAAAAUCAUUAUCAUCAUCAUCAAUGUUAGUCAAAUCAAAGGAGAUUCAUCAUUCAAAUAAAAUCAAUGAAAAAACAUCAACAUCAUCAACAACAACCGAUAAUAAUGAGGAAGAAAGUUCUCAUCGAUCAAUAAUUGAUGAUAAUCGUUUUAAUGUUUCAUUGAUUGCCAUCACACAAUGUCGUAUACUUUGUUGGAAUCGAAUACAAUUAGAAUACUAUCUGGCCAAAGACAAACAAAUGAAUAAAAUUCUAAACAUUUUAAUUGGUCGUGAUAUAACCAAUAAACUUUACGCAAUGAAUGCCAAUAUUAUAUCGGAUAAAGGAUCAAUAUUGGACAUAAGAUUGCCGGUUAUAAUCAAUUCGAUGACCAAACAAUUAAUCGAUAAUGAUGGUAAAAGAAUUAUCAACAAUAAUAAUAGACAACGUUCCCAAUCAAUUCAUCCUUCACCAACACCUCGACUAUCAUCACUAUCAUCAAAUAAAAUCAUCAGAUCGGAAAAAGAUGACAAACGCAAUGAUAAUCAAUUAAUCGAUCAACAAGCAGCAAUCAUUCUGAAUGAUGAUCAUCAAAUGAACUCAUCAUUAUCGAUGAUCGAUAUGAAGGCCACCGCCACUACUAAUCAGAAUACAAUGAAACAAACCAACCAGUAACAGAAAUAAUCGAUUAUUCUUACCAUUUGAAAUUGAUUACUUUUGUGAAUUGAAAUUUUUA